Dreissena polymorpha is the source of this 1112-nucleotide messenger RNA. Its product is annotated as endothelial differentiation-related factor 1-like. Gene Ontology annotation, molecular function: DNA binding. The record is from RefSeq and is a predicted model, not a curated record. The transcript has 5 exons. Bases 117 to 560 code for a protein of 147 amino acids. Gene Ontology annotation, cellular component: nucleus. NCBI's taxonomy places the organism in Eukaryota, Metazoa, Mollusca, Bivalvia, Myida, Dreissenidae.
AACCUGCAACACAACCUCACCGUACAGUACAACAUCACAUAGUUGUGAAACUAAAAGCAAAAAACAUUUGGGUCGUGUUUUGCGGCAAUAUUUGUCACAAAAACUAGAAAAUAAUCAUGGCUGAAGCGGACUGGGAUGAAGUUAAAUACAUUGGAAGAAGACAGCCAAAAAGUGGAACCCUUAAAACACCACAGGCCCUCAGUGCAGCUCAAAGGCAAGGUGUUGCUAUAGAUACAGAGAAAAAAUUUGCUGGGGGUCAGAACAAGCAGCAUUCUGCGGCCAAGAACACAGCCAAGCUGGACCGGGAGACAGAGGAGCUCCAUCAUGAGCACGUCCCUCUAGACCUUGCCAAACUCAUACAGCAGGCGCGUCAAGCUAAGGGAUGGACUCAGAAAGAGCUCGCCACUAAAAUCUGUGAGAAGCCCCAAGUUGUGAAUGAGUAUGAGGCGGGAAAGGCUAUCCCAAACCAGCAGAUCAUAUCCAAACUGGAACGCAACCUCGGCGUCAAACUGAGAGGAAAGGAUAAGGGACAACCCCUCGAAGGCCGCAAAGAGAAAUAAUCUGCUGCAUUGGUUGCAUAACACACGCUAGUUAACAUGGAAACCAAUUGUCAGGGCUCCAUGGAAACAAGAGCUUCUAUCACUCACAUGCGCCUAAAAAUGGAAGAGAAACAUCCUCAAUAUUUUCUUUUUUGAAUGUGUUCAAAAUUGUUUUAAUCUUGUGUACGUCUGUUUAUUUGGUUUGUGUUUUGCAGUUUUAAGUGUUUUUCUUUUCGGAUGAAUUUAAGGCUGAUAAUUUGUGGAGAAAGCUGGAACAAAAUAUAUAGCGAUUUACUGUUAUAAUUUGUCAGUGAAAAACAAGCAUUUUCUAGUAACAUGUAACAUUCAAGAUUGCUCUGCAUUAUUAAUUUAUUAUGCAAGUGUAAAUUGCUUGGUGAAGAUUGUAAGAUUUUGUUGAUAUUACUAGGAAUAUGGUUCACGAUAUAUCGCAUGGUACUUGGGCAUACACGUAUUUUAUACUUUACCAUUUGGAAUGUUUGUUGGCAUUUCAUGCAUUAAAGGUGUCUGUAAUUUAGCUGAUGCAGCAGAUAUACAAUAAAUCAGUUUUAUUUA